AUAGAUCUGGCGCAAUUUUCAACUAAGGAUACCUUUGCGUGAUGAAUGAAUCGACCUGCCCUGUCUUUCGUGACAAACUGAAGCGUUUAUUUCACUGGGGUCCAAUCUCUACAAUCUGGAUCAUAUUUUUUAUUACGCUCACGAGUUUAUACAGUACCUUACAUGUCGCCCCUCCCUGUUCAUCACUUUUUGGUCUGUUUCUUUCUACGUGCAUAUUUAGUUUCUUUUAUAUGACUCUGAAGUCUUACCUUUGUGCUGUAUUUGUUGGCCCAGGAUUUGUUCCUCUUGGUUGGAGGCCGUGUGACCCUUCAGCUGAACAGAAGCUUCAGUUCUGUAAUGUUUGUAAAGGUUUUAAGCCUCCACGAGCCCAUCAUUGUCGAGCUUGCAACCGGUGUAUAAUGAAAAUGGACCAUCAUUGCCCCUGGAUAAAUACAUGUUGCGGUCAUCUUAACCAUAAAUACUUUUUGAUCUUUUUGUUGUUUGCUCCAUUCGGAUGCAUCACCUCUUGUAUAUCACUAUCGCUUUCUAUAUAUCAAAGUCCAGCAAUCUUUCCUAGUUUACUUUUGCGAAGAUUUCAAUCAAGCGUUUUGUUCGUCAUAGCUGAUCUAAUGAUAACAUUAUUUGCUUUGGGUUUAGCUGUGGGUGUUGCACUGUCUGUUGGGAUUUUAGCAAUUUUCCAGUUGAAAGCUGUUGCGAGGAAUCAAACAGGAAUAGAAUCAUGGAUCGUUGCGAAAGCAAACGUUUGGCGAAAGGAUAUAGGGGAAAAAAAACCAUUUCGCUAUCCAUAUGACCUUGGAAAGCUCGUAAAUUUUCAGCAGAUUUUUUUGUGGUCUGGUAAAGUCUUAGGAGAUGGAUACUACUGGCCUGUUGUGAAAGGCUGCACUCAGUAUGAUUUGACAUUGGAACAGAUCUAUCAGAAAAGGUUGAAACAAAAAAUUCAGCGCACAUUCAAAAUUACCCAAAAUUAUGAUGGGAGUCGGUGUAUGUGUUUUCGUUAUGGAUGUCUAACUGCGAUACGUUCCCCAUGUUUUGAAGAACCCAGAAUACCUGUACGUGUCGGUGAUGCUCUUAUGGUGACAAGAGGAACAAAAUUACAAUACGAACUGAUCCUACUUAGACACAUCGUAAACCGAAAAGCAUUAGACAGCUGUUUUGUCCUGCAACGAGACUCUCCUGUAGUAGUCGUCUACGACCCCGCCGGGUAUCGAAUGCACGACUUUCAGAUUUCCCAACGAGUGCUGGACCUCUAGACCACUGGGUUUGAGAUCCAGUGAUUUGCAUUUCUAACUUUGGUCAAUUCACGAUACUGCACGACCAUCAUCUAUUACCAUUUGUGAUGUUUUUCUCAUGCCCUCCGACAUAGUUGAACUAUACCUGGUCACGGCUCAUCAUUAUAACUUCAGGAAUUACCUCUCAAGGUUAUUUGCUGGUAUUGAGAAUUGAUUGAAGUUAGACACGAACUGUUCGAUCCAUAAGUUGGACUUAACCCCAUAUGUGGUUGCAAAUUCAUAAUGCUAAGUAGUUCCGUACGAGAACGAAAUACACAAAAUGGAAUUUCGAGGUACUGGAUUUAUGGCCAUUUGGUCCCUUCUGAAAGUUGUUCUGCUGAUUUUUCAGAUUCUGUCAGAAUUCGUGGGUGGGUUCCUCGCGUUUGUGCUCUUGAGGUCGAUUUCAAGCACAGAAACGAUAAGUUCUCGCUUAAGAAUGACUAGGCAGUCACAUUCCAUAGUUCAGAGGACGAUCAUUGUUCUAUUUUGUAGAUAACUACAGUGUUCGUACGAGUUUUCGUUACUUUACUCACUUUUGUAAUUUCUGUUCUUGUUCUAUUCUUCCAUCCUAUUUUCCUAUUUACUUUCCCUUAAAAGAUUGAAUGGGAUAAAAUUAUCCGAAUAACACGAACUGAACAUCUCAGUCUAAGAUUUGUUUAGAUUUACUGUUUAUUAUCAUUCUCACCACCAAUCUUAUAAAGUGACCCAGAUGUUAGAGGACAUUCAACAAACGUUACUAGAAGGAGAAUGUUGUAGUUAACUCACUCGCUGUUCUAAUGUAACUUGAAUUAGAUUCUGCUAGUCAUUUUUGGAACAUUAUCCCCAAUUUUCGUGGUAUGUAAAUAACCAAGACUAAAGAUUAAUAUGUUUAGAGACGUACUUGUAUUUUAGUAGAGUGUGUGUGUUUAACACAAUCUUUUCAUAUAGAUUGAUAAUACAGUUACUUCAUUUUGG
This is a messenger RNA of Schistosoma margrebowiei, 2222 nucleotides long. NCBI's taxonomy places the organism in Eukaryota, Metazoa, Platyhelminthes, Trematoda, Strigeidida, Schistosomatidae. The record is from the annotation of a GenBank genome assembly.